Lottia gigantea (owl limpet) is the source of this 405-nucleotide messenger RNA. RefSeq lists its product as hypothetical. The transcript is spliced from 4 exons. NCBI's taxonomy places the organism in Eukaryota, Metazoa, Mollusca, Gastropoda, Lottiidae. The record is from RefSeq and is a predicted model, not a curated record. Bases 1 to 405 code for a protein of 134 amino acids.
AUGUGCAAAAGGCGGUUUUGUGAGUUUUUUUUUCUUUAUUUACAGGGUAGUUUUGGACCAGUUGGACCCCCUGGUCCUCCUGGUAAACAAGGAUUUCAAGGACCAGAAGGAUUAUUAGGACCUAAAGGUGUUUCUGGUGAACCUGGACCUGUUGGUGGUCGUGGUGAAAAAGGAGCUCGGGGUGAACCUGGUUUCCCUGGUAAUUCUGGUCUACCUGGUUUGGAAGGUUCCCCUGGUAUUUCUGGUCCCAAGGGUCAAAAAGGUGAACCUGCUCGAGAUGGUGAUCUUGGUGACAAAGGUCCCCCUGGUCCACCUGGUCCCCCUGGAGGUGAACCUGGUACUUCUGGUCCCUCUGGUUAUGAUGGUCCUCCUGGAUUACAGGUAAGCAUUUCAUUCAGCUUAUGA